Tribolium madens (black flour beetle) is the source of this 8559-nucleotide messenger RNA. RefSeq names its product E3 SUMO-protein ligase RanBP2. The record is from RefSeq and is a predicted model, not a curated record. The coding region runs from base 123 to 8447 and encodes 2774 amino acids. The transcript is spliced from 9 exons. Gene Ontology annotation, cellular component: nuclear pore; cytoplasm. NCBI's taxonomy places the organism in Eukaryota, Metazoa, Arthropoda, Insecta, Coleoptera, Tenebrionidae. Gene Ontology annotation, molecular function: protein binding; GTPase activator activity. Gene Ontology annotation, biological process: intracellular transport.
GUUAAAAUGGUGGACGUCCGUUCAGCGCAUUGUGAAAUCUCGUUGUAACGGUUUUAUAUACGUUUUCUAAAAAUUUGUGAAAUUGUUUGUUUAAAUGUACGAUUAACUAGACACUUUUCAAAAUGUUUCCCACAAGGAAAAUUGAUGUCGACAAACACGUUGAAGAAUGCUUGAAGAAGAUAAAUAACGAGACCGAGCGCAAUCUUCGCUGCUUGUCUUUCGCUAAGCAGUAUUUCAAAAUCGAGCGUUACGAGGACGCCCGUCGUUACGUCUCAACCUAUCUUAGUGCAAGACCAAAUUCCGCAGAAGCUCAUUGCUUGCUCGGCAAAUGCCUCGAAGCGCUCGGUCGUAAAGAAGCCGCUCUUCAAGCCUACACAACCAGCCUUCGGCUUGACUCUAAACAAAACAGUCUCGUUCUCAAAGUUUGCGAACUCUUAGCUUCUGAUGACGUUGAAAUGGAUCAAUCCGGUGCUCGGUAUUUCUGCGAAAUGGCUCAGUCUUUCGACCCCCACAAUCCUGCCAUCUUCAAUUUGAAACAACGUAUCCUCACGUCGGAAAAUGACGAUCCUCGUGAUGUUUCAAAUUUGAUUUUGAAAGAGUUAGAAACUCGGCCGACUGACGUCAAGUUGCGAGUACGUCUAUUAAAACAUCUUUUACAAAAUCAUUUGGUGAAAGAGGCGUACAAACAUGCCGCUGAUAUCGAAGCUAAAGACUUGUCGAUUUUUUGUAAUGUCACGUGGUACGAGGCUGUAGCCGAGGUCUUGGUCAAGUACCAAAGGACCGUUUCGUUGCCUAAUACUCUCGGAUGGGAAUUUUGGUUUUUGUCGGUUUCGGUUUUGGACAAGUUGGCCGCAUUGACUCUGUCUGAAAACAACGAAAAUAUCAAAACAGCAACUGAAUACAUCAACGCAAUAUUCAACUUUGACCAAACUCUGACCAAAGCUGCAUUAAAUAUCAGCGAUUGUCCCGACAAACAUCUCGUUCAGGAAUUCUUGAAUCAUUACAGCGCGCAAUUAUGUUUUCAUUUGGUCACUCUGGUGUUCAAACAAGCGCAAAAAGAUCUCAUCAAGUUCAAAGAAGCCGCCAAUAUCACCCUACCUCUACUUUUCGCAUCUUAUCACUCACAACCACCUGAUUUGCAAAGCAUGUGGUUUAACCACGCGCCGGAAAAUCGUAGAAAUUUAUUACGGAGAUGGCGAAAGGAGGCCGCCUUCAGGUGUUCACAAACUGGACAUAUUUUACAAGCGGCUGCCAAAGACCGGAAGUCUAUACUUAUCGAGAAAGCCAAUCAGUAUUCAGUGGGUAUGUGGCGAGAGCAAUUGUUUAAAAAAUUGUUUGUAACGCGCGACCAACAACUGAAAAUGAAAACAAGUUACUUUUUGAGCGACCAGAAACUGCUAGAAAUUAUAAUACGGUUACCGGAAAGUAGCGAAUUACUUAAUUAUGAUGAAGAGGCACAACUGAUAUUUCCCGAUUCUCUACACCACCAUAUUUGGAUCGCAUUAAAUAACAAAUUAUCAGAUUUGAAAUGUACAGUUUUUGAAGGGUUGCAAUACUCAGUCAAGAACCUGAAAAACUGUGGCGCUGAAACUUUGAACGUUUUGGACAUUCAGGCGUUUAUUUACUGCGCCACUUURUGUGCCAAAUACAAUYUAGAAAACUUGCGMCACAUUUCAUACUACAACCUCGAUAAACCCAAUGUAUUACCCGCCGCAGUUACGCAAGAGUUGGGUACUCUGAAUCAAAAUAUUUUCUUCAAGGCUGCUUACAAAAUGUACAAAAAUGAAUACGAUUCCGGCUUGGAUCAAAUUAGACUGACUCUCGUAGACGGAAUAAAAAUUCUUCGGUGUGUGGAUAACAGUUUAGAUGUCAAACUUUUAGUAACACUAGCGCAAACGUUCGCCGAACGUUCCAAAAACACGACAAAGCAAUCCGAAAUUGAGUUUAACGAGGCGCGAGCCGAGUUAUAUUAUAAAGCAGCGCUACCAAUUUUGGAAAAAAUGAAAAACAAUCAAGCCGUUUCGCAUCCUCCAAACAAACUGUUUAAUUACAAAUCAAAAGACAUGUCUUUGACUGAAGUUUGUGCCCAUAUCGAGGCCGGGAAAUUAUUUAGUGGUUGCCAACUGAUGAAGAAGAAAGAGUACGAGAAAGCGUUGCGCAUUUUUGAAAGUUUGCGAGACCCGUACGCGAGUUUUUAUCAAGCUCAGAUCUACAAAUACAUGGCUGAUCAGCAAACGAGUCAGAACAGGGAGAGUGUGACUUCGGAGAUGCGUAGUCAGAAUAUAAUUCUUCUUUCUCGUGCCAGGGAUUGUCUUUACUUGACUUUGGAUCGGCUUAGGGAACCUUCAGUUGAUCAGAAACAUCCUUUAAAUGAGCAAUUGGGGACUGAAAUUGAGAAAAUCGAGCGUCUUUUGUCUCGCAUUGAUCCGGAUUGUACCAACAGAAAUGAGUGUGAUGGUAUGUCGGAUGAAAAUGUCUCAUCGCCUGAUAGUACUGGUGAUCAUUACGUAACAGGAUAUACCGGCAAUACUUCAAGUUAUUUUAACGGAGUUUUUACACCUAGAGCUGAAAAUCAUAAUCAUUCCACACCUUACCGGUCUGAUCUUUUCAAAAGGGAAGCCAAGCCGAGCCCUGAACGACUCGAUGCUCAAUUGAGACAGUUAACAGCAUCGAAAGAUGCAGCCAUUACCCAUAUUUUAGAACAUAAUAAAAUGAUGAUGGAGUCACACAAAACCUUAGUAGAUGAGUUGAGAAGUUUCAAAGAGGCUGUUACUAAUCUCACAGUAACAGUCGAUGAACUUAAAACAAUGAAACAUAGUUAUGAGGAAUUGAAGGAUGUGAAAAAAUCGGUAAACGAAUUAAAAGCGUCGGUGGAUGAGUUGGAUAGUUUUAAAAACGUGACCGAUAUGGUUUAUGAGAUGAAGAAGGAAUUGACAGAGUUGAGGAAAGAGGUUAAUAAGACUGGACAAUUAAGCGAUGAGGAUAUCUAUGGCUUGGCUAAUGAAUACGGGGCCGAGUACAACUUAAAUCCGAAUUUGGCGGCUUACAAUUCGAAUUUGUACCAAAACUACCAAGCAAGAAUGCCUGGAACAUCCCUGUAUGGGCCUCCUCCUUUGUACCCAGGAAUGUAUCCGCCUAUGGCUUAUGCCUAUGGAGGUUUAGGCUUACCUCAAGGUGGUGCGUUACCAUUCGGCCAAGAGCAAAUUCCUGGCAUUUCCGGUCAAGACUUCCGAGCUAUUUCCGCCGCCUUAUCACAAGUACAACAACCUCCAGUGACUUACGGCCAAACCACACCUCAAACUGGUCUCAAUUUGCUUACCGCUCAAGGAAUUUCUCCUGCUACCCAACCGACAUUAUUUAAGGACACUAAAGCCACGCCUACUACCAGUCAAAGUGUUUUUCCCACAAUUGGAGGGGUUACUGUCACAACCACGCCUACUACGAAAGCUCCGCCUGUCAAUGUCGUUAUUACAGCUUCAGAUCCUUUGCCAACAACUAAGGUUACAACCGCUCAACCGAUCCUUUCAGUCACCAUUCCACCACAACAUUUGAAAGGAAACAUUCCCAAGAGUCAACCACACAAUUACCAAAUUCCUCUGCCAACAACCACAACCUCAAAUACUUCACCGUCAGUUUUGAGUAAACCUCCACCAGCGAUUUCGACUCAAAGUAUUUUAUCAAAUAUUGCACCUCCUGUUUAUUCCGCCGUUUCCGAUAAAACUCCGGUCAAUGUAAGUUUGGGAUUACAAAUCGAAAAAUCUUUAGAACAGAAUUUCAACUCAAGUAAGAACGACUCGUUGAAUAAAAGUACCGUUUCGACGGGUUCGAUUGAAGAACAUGACCCGUGUCCCGAUUUCAAACCGAUAAUUCCACUUCCGGAUGAAGUACCGGUUAUAACCGGCGAAGAAAACGAUAUGGUUUUGUUUUGCGAACGCGCUAAACUUUUCCGUUACGUCACCGAGAGUAAGGAAUGGAAAGAACGAGGUGUUGGUACUUUGAAGAUUUUGAAGAAUCCAGAUACGAAGAAAGUUCGGAUUUUGAUGAGGAGGGACCAAGUCUAUAAAAUCUGCGCUAAUCAUUUUAUUACCAAAGAAAUGGUUCUGACUCCGAAUGCAAAGUGUGAUAGAGCUUACAUUUGGGCUGCGCACGAUUAUGCCGAUGAAGAAGUCGUUUUGGAAAAGUUGUGUGUGAGAUUUAAGACGUCGGAAGAAGCGAAGAAGUUUUACGAUGCGUUUGAAGCGGCCAAAAAGGAGUUAAAAGAAGGAGAAAACAAUGUUGAAACGAGUAAAGAGGCAACACACAAAUCUAAUUCUCUUGGUGGCUUUGUUUUCACGAGUACUCCGACGUUUAAACCGAAGGAAGAUAAAGUUGCUACACCCGUUACCAAAGAAGAGCCGACCAAAGCAAGUCCUUUCUCGAAUUUUGUUUUUGGAUCUACUAAAACCACGAAUUUUCCUACUUUCCAAACUCACUUUUCGCCAGUACAAAAACAAACUGAAAGUCCUAGUAGUAAAGCUAAAGAACCAGUCGAUGAUGAGUCUGAAGAGUUUGUUCCAACGGCUGAAUUUAAACCAGUCGUGCCUUUACCAGAAUUAGUCGAAGUUAAAACCGGCGAAGAGAAUUGCGAAGUCUUGUUCGAAAGUCGAGCGAAAAUUCUGCGCUUUGAUACAAGUGGAGAAACAAAAGAGUGGAAGGAGAAAGGAGUUGGUGUUUUCAAAUUACUUAAAGACAUAACGACUAUUAGAUUAGUCAUGAGGAGAGACCAAGUGUUGAAAGUCUGUUGUAACCAUCAAUUACUUAAAAACAUGGAAUUUAAAUUUAUGGCAAAUAAUCCGAAAGCAUUGACUUGGUGUGCUAAAGACUUCUCAGAAGGAGUGCUUAAACCGGAAACGCUCGCUAUAAGAUUCAAGACUGAGGAGUUAGCAAAUUCGUUUUUGAAAGCUAUCCAGAGCGCCCAAGAGUCCCUUGAUGAAAACAACUGCGUAUCGAACAAAACUCUAAAAACCGAAUCUCCUGUUAAACCGACCGGUUUCGGCGAUAAGUUUAAACCGGCAAAAGGAAGCUGGGAGUGCAAGAAUUGCUUUGUUAUAAAUGACGGCAAGGCGAACUAUUGUGUGGCUUGCGAGACACCUAAAAAUGAUACAGUUCCGAAAAAAAGCGAGAGUGACGCCUCCGGAGCUGCAUUUUCGUUUGGGGUUGGUGUGUCCAACUCGUGGGGUAACGCUUUCAAGCCUAAGGAAGGUUCAUGGGAGUGCAAGACUUGCUACAUCAGAAAUGACGCAGAUAAGACACAUUGUAUGUCAUGCGAGUCGCCCAAAGAUGACACAAUUCCGAAAAAAGAGCCUGAAAAAGGGGUGAAUUUAGACACUGGUGGUUUGAAGUUUACGUUCGGUGUUCCGAAAAGUGUUGAUAAGCCGGCCACUGGUUGGGGGGAUUUAUUCAAGCCGAAAGAAGGGUCUUGGGAGUGUAAAAAUUGUUUGAUUCAAAAUACCUCUGAUGUGGUUUAUUGUGUGGCGUGUGAGAGUCCGAAAGAUGAUACAGUUCCGAAAAAGGAAGGUCCGAAAGGUAUCAAUUUAGAUACGCCGAAUCAGAAAUACACUUUUGGGAUACCAUCAACUCAGACUCAAACCGGGGCUAAAGCCACUUUUACUUUUGGUCAGAGUAGUAUAUCCACUGAGAAACCGUUUGUUUUUAAACCUAAUGUUAGCACAGAGAAGAAAGACAGUUCUGCGAAUGAAAAAUUUGUGUUUGGAUCGCCCCAAAAGCACGAUUUUGAAUUUAUUCCGAGAUCGCCGAGACGCAUAAGUAGCGGAGGAAAAGACGAGGAGUCUGAUGCUAGUUAUGUGGAGGAAGAGUGUGAUAACAUUUACUUUAAACCGGUGAUUCCGCUACCGGAUAAGGUCGAAGUGAAGACGGGUGAGGAGGAGGAAGAAGUUUUGUAUUGUCACAGAGCAAAGCUUUAUCGGUUUGUUGAUAAAGAGUGGAAGGAGAGAGGAAUCGGUGAUUUGAAGAUUUUAAGGAGAAAGGAUAACGACAAAUUGAGGGUUUUAAUGCGACGAGACCAAGUGUUUAAGAUUUGUUUGAAUCACAUUCUCACUACAGAUAUUAAGUAUUUGCCUAAGGAUGAUAAAACGUGGCUGUUCCAUGCAUCGGAUUAUUCUGAAGGCGAAAUAACCGAAGAACAAUUUUGUCUCAGAUUUAAGAAUGCUGAAAUUGCUCAGGAAUUUAUGAAGGCUGUGAACGAUGCUUUGAGUGGAGCAUCAAGUGAUACAGGCAAAAAACUUGAAGAACAAUCAGAAGAAGAUGAGGUCGAAUUUAUUUCUGAAACCAAAGUAACACCCGAAGAAGAAAAGGAAGCUCUCAAGUUAAUGUUGCCUUCGAAGUUUAUGUCUUAUCGUCAAUUACCCGAUUGUCAAUGCCUACAGUGCAAAAAAGACGACGAAUAUUUGAAAGAUCUCUUCAAAACAAUCGAUGAAAAGUCGACUGCAACUCCUCCAGUUAGUCAACUUUUUAUCAAGGAUGCUGAUACGCCAUCUGUGAGUGAAUCUUCUAGCACAAGUUCGAUUUUCACCACUCCGAAAGAAGAAGUUUUUAGUUUUAAAUCAGCUGCUGAAUCAGUAUCAUCACCUGCGGAUAGUUCAAUCACUCUUAAAAGUCUUCUUAGCAAACCGUCACUCUUGGUCACUCCUUUAUCCGCUUCCAGCGGAACAUUAAGUUCUGCCAAUAAUUCGUCAAAUAUUUUCUCUUCUCCUACAACCACAAGCAGUAUAUUUGGGGUAAAGUCGCCCACAGUCUUCCAAACAGCCGGUGAUAACAAAAAGGAAUCGUUCACAUUUGGAACUAGGACCCCCGACACUACCUCUUCUGGCAUUUUCUCAUCAUCAGCGACGACCGCGAAAUCAACUGGAAGUAUUUUCGGACCCAGUAGUGCAUUCGAAAGUGGCGGAAAUAUUUUCGGCUCGAAAUCGACUCCAGUUUUCGGCUUCGGAAGUUUUGCUACUACGACUCCAACGACCACAACGUUUGGUAGUCUUUUUAAAACUACUGGUAGUCUCUUCAGCACUCCUGCUACAACUACAACCGGGAGUAUUUUUGGGGGUUCACCGGUAGUUUUUGGCAAAGGUGUGGAUAAACCAAUAUUCGGAGGAGGCGACAGUCUGGCAAAAGCGACCGAAUCUCCAAUCAGACCUGUUUUUGGUGCCUCGAUUACUGAAACUGAAGUGAAAACAACAAAUUUGAAGGAAGAAGAUGCUCCAGUUUUGAACGCCGAUUCUGGAAUGACCUUUGCAAGUUUGGCGGCGAAAAGUACAGACAAACCGACGUUUGCCAAAGAGAAAAAUGAUACUGAAACACCGUUUGCGUUUUUGGGUGCCGGGGCUCCAGUUUUUGCCUCAGUUAGUCCUGAUAAGAACAAAUCAAAGACGGCAGAGGAGGCGGAGGGUGGAGGAGAUGAGGAGUACGAUCCUCAUUAUGACCCCAUAGUGCCUCUACCAGACGCCAUUGUUGUGUCGACAGGUGAAGAAGACGAAGAGGUGGUUUUUAAUGAACGGGCGAAGCUGUACAGAUAUGACGCUGAUAAUAAAGAGUGGAAGGAGAGAGGAGUAGGGCAGAUGAAGAUUUUACACCACCCAGGCAACAAUACGUACCGAUUUCUAUUAAGGCGUGAACAGGUUCACAAAGUGGUACUUAAUCAGUUAAUUAUCCCAGAUUUGGAGCUUCAACCGAUGACAACUUCUGAUAAGGCCUGGGUUUGGGGGGGCUAUAAUUAUACGGAUGAUGGUUCGGCGUUAGAAAAGUUAGCUGUAAGAUUCAAAAAUUGCGACUUAGCUCAAAGUUUUUACAAAAGUGUCCAAGACGUGCUAGAAAAAGUUAAAAAAGCUCAAUCAGAGAAAUCAAAUACUAAAACUGAAGAGCAAGUUGACUUAACGAAACUUAUUCCGUCUUCUAUUCAAAAUUUUGGAGUUGAAGAGGUGAGUGGGGAUGAACAAGCUGGUAAAGAUGUGUCCUACGAGGAAGAGGAAGACGAGGAUGAUGACGAUGAGGACGAUGAUCGUACUGUCAUGUUCAUGAAACGGUGUACUCUCAGCGAAGAGGUAAAUGGCGAGUGGAAAGUUGUAGGUCUUGGUGAUUUGCAAGUUUAUUAUGAUCCGGAUCUCUACGCAGCGAGAAUUUGUAUUAGCAACGAUGAUGGUGAAGUUGUGAGCAACACGGUUAUAGAGAAAAACACUGUUAUGGAGUUGGAUAAGAAUAACUGCACUUGGAGUGCAUAUGAAUGCUGUGAUGACGACUUCCGCAACAGGACACUCAAAGCUACGUUUAGUAGUGUCGCAGCGGCACAAGAAUUUCACUGUAACUAUUUAGAAGGCUUGAAUUACGCUCAUGAGUUUGACGUUGUGAAUGAAAUUCCGGUAGCGACUGAAGAAGAGACUGAAUCGUUAGAUCAUUAAUCGCUGAUUUGAAUUUGUCUUUUUAUAUAUUUCCACAUCUGUUCCUUUUACAAAGUUUUAGUCUAGGAAUUUUAUAGAAGUUAGAUUUUACGCAAAUAAAAACUAGAACUAA